UGCAACCUGCUCUAGCCUCUUCCAAAUCCCUUCUACUUGAGCGGCAUCCUCCCCAACUGAGUCCUGACAGAGCCUGCAGUCCGGCCCCCGCCCCCAGCCAAACCUCUUGGGCUCCUGUCAAAAGCUUCUCCAGCAUUGCCCCUCACCCCCUGAGAAUGUACUCCUGCGCCAAGUUCAUCUCUACCCCUGCCCUUGUGAGGAGCAGCUCUCAGUUGCUGAGUAGAUCAUUAUCUGCAGUGGUCCUAAGACGGCCAGAGAUUCGGACAGAUGAGAACCUCAACAUUUUGGCAACAUCAGGUCCCUUGACCUCACUUGUGCCCCGAAGUGGAUUCCAAACCAGCAGUGUCUCAAGGGACAUUGACACAGCAGCCAAGUUCAUUGGGGCUGGGGCUGCCACUGUGGGGGUAGCCGGCUCUGGAGCUGGGAUUGGGACUGUGUUUGGAAGUCUCAUCAUUGGUUAUGCCAGGAAUCCCUCCCUGAAGCAGCAGCUGUUCUCCUAUGCCAUCUUGGGCUUUGCCCUGUCUGAGGCCAUGGGGCUUUUUUGCCUGAUGGUGGCCUUCCUCAUUCUCUUCGCCAUGUGAUCGAGCCAUUUCUAUCCCUCAGCGUUUCUGAACGUUCCUCUUCGUCCUUCUGGUCCUUCCAUGUCUCUUCCAGCCUGUGUAUACCUCCCCCUCCAUCUUAACAGAGAACCCCAGGGAACCAUGGGCUCCGGAUUUGACAGAGGGGAAAAAAAUAAAUACUGUAUUAUUAAGCUGUU
Antechinus flavipes (yellow-footed antechinus) is the source of this 757-nucleotide messenger RNA. It is a transcript of the gene ATP5MC2, whose product is annotated as ATP synthase membrane subunit c locus 2. Gene Ontology annotation, biological process: proton transmembrane transport; proton motive force-driven ATP synthesis. Gene Ontology annotation, molecular function: proton transmembrane transporter activity. The record is from RefSeq and is a predicted model, not a curated record. Lineage: Eukaryota; Metazoa; Chordata; Mammalia; Dasyuromorphia; Dasyuridae. The coding region runs from base 156 to 581 and encodes 141 amino acids. The transcript has 5 exons.